This is a messenger RNA of Fopius arisanus, 1071 nucleotides long. RefSeq names its product palmitoyl-protein thioesterase 2 (gene Ppt2). Gene Ontology annotation, molecular function: thiolester hydrolase activity. The record is from RefSeq and is a predicted model, not a curated record. Lineage: Eukaryota; Metazoa; Arthropoda; Insecta; Hymenoptera; Braconidae. The transcript is spliced from 2 exons. Bases 67 to 939 code for a protein of 290 amino acids. Gene Ontology annotation, cellular component: lysosome.
GUCAGUGAUUUCUGAGAUGCUACUGGUGAUAGUCUGUUUAUUAAUUACACCCCCGUCAAUUCGACUAUGAGGAAUAAAUUAUACAAUUUAAAGCUGUUAUUUCUCGUGAAUCUAGUCUAUUCCCAUGGGGUUGUUGGGUACAACCCCGUGGUCAUCAUCCAUGGGGUUCUCACAGGCAGCGACAGUAUGAGUAACAUCAGCAAACGCAUUCAGGAGAUGCAUCCAGGAACGGAAAUAUACAGCAUCCCGAGAUACGCUGGUUGGAGCAGUUUAGAGCCCAUGUGGCGACAGAUAGAGGAAAUUGGUGAAGAUAUCAUGGCUAUUGGUGCAGCUUUUCCGGGUGGCAUCAAUCUCCUGGGCUAUAGCCAGGGAGGAUUGAUAGCAAGAGCCAUUCUCCAGAGAUUCCCCGAGCACAAUGUCAGAAAUUUCAUUUCCUUAAGCUCACCACAGGCCGGACAGUACGGAACAAAAUUUCUCCAUUUAUUCUUCCCUGAUCUAGUCUGCGAGACUGUCUAUGAAUUAUUUUACUCGAAAAUUGGACAGCACACUAGUGUUGGAAAUUACUGGAAUGAUCCAUUUCAUCAGGAAUUAUAUUUCCAAUACAGUGAAUUUCUCCCGCUCGUAAAUGGCGAAAAGAAAUUGGUCAAUGGUACUCAAUACAAGGAUGGCCUCACUAAGUUGAAAAAAUUGGUACUGAUCGGAGGACCCGACGACGGAGUGAUAACCCCGUGGCAGAGCAGUCAAUUCGGAUAUUUCGGUGAUAAUACAACAAUUCUCGAUAUGCGAAACAGAUCGAUCUACGAGACCGACGCAAUCGGCCUCAAAACACUAGACAAACUCAAAAAAAUUAUCACCCACACUGUCCCAGGGAUUCCCCAUUCUAUGUGGCAUGAAAACCAGACAGUCACUGAUCUCUACAUUAUACCCUAUUUAGAUUAAUCCGCGAUUACUCAAGUACUAGUACAAUUCAAUCAACGGGCGGAAAGACUGCUUUUACUUUACGAUUUUUCAAUUUUACUGCCAAUCAUUUUUAUAAAGCGUCGUCCAAGGAUUAUUGAAAUUUUUGUAAAU